This is a messenger RNA of Cylicostephanus goldi, 790 nucleotides long. NCBI's taxonomy places the organism in Eukaryota, Metazoa, Nematoda, Chromadorea, Rhabditida, Strongylidae. The record is from the annotation of a GenBank genome assembly.
UUCGUUUUGCUCGCUUUCAAGACCCUUUUUUCAGUUAGCUGAACGUGGUCAACGUUUGGGACUCGUUGUGGAUUUGACAGAUACUGAUAGAUAUUAUGAUAAAGAUGAGAUCGAAGGGCUAUGUAUACAAUAUCAAAAAAUCAAUUGCCCAGGACGAGGUUUUGUCGAUAGAACAGAGUGUGUGUCUGAAUUUAAUAAAGCCAUACAGGACUAUAUUGAUAAAACUGAUGAUGAAGAAGCUUUAAUUGGUGUGCAUUGCACUAAUGGUGUUAAUCGAAGUGGUUACCUUAUUUGUCGUUUUCUUAUUGAAAGACUUGGUUGGUCUUCUCAUGAAGCUUUAGAUGCGUUUGAGCGAGCAAGAGGCUACCCAAUUGAGAAAGGAUCUUACGUACAAGCGCUACACAAAGCUGCCAUUGAUAGUAGGAAUAGAAGGGAAGCAUCUGAUAGCGACUCUGAAGAGCAUCGCCGUAAGUCCAAAAAAUCCAAGAAGAAGCGCGAAAAAGACGAAGCGAGCUUCUCGGAUAGUGCCAGUCAAAUGGGCAACAUCAUGCAGCAGUUCUUCGCUCAAUUGCAGGGUGCUCAUCAGGCAGCAGAGUCCGGCAACGGAUCUGGCUAUGAUGGUUCACCAGCUCAGAGUGGUAGCUAUGCUUCCCCGGGUCAGCAGCAUUGGGCUUAUCAAACGAAGCAACAGCCCCAAUCUAAAAAUACACCAAACACGGAAAGUCCUGUACAAGAUGAGGAAAUGGAAGAGGGAGAGAAGUUAAUAAGUGAAGAGCGCAGUCAUUUAUAG